This is a messenger RNA of Nomia melanderi (Alkali bee), 2678 nucleotides long. It is a transcript of the gene wuho, whose product is annotated as tRNA (guanine-N(7)-)-methyltransferase non-catalytic subunit wuho. Gene Ontology annotation, molecular function: protein binding. The record is from RefSeq and is a predicted model, not a curated record. Gene Ontology annotation, biological process: tRNA modification; RNA (guanine-N7)-methylation. Gene Ontology annotation, cellular component: cytosol; tRNA methyltransferase complex; nucleus. NCBI's taxonomy places the organism in Eukaryota, Metazoa, Arthropoda, Insecta, Hymenoptera, Halictidae.
CGUUGGUAAUACAUAUGUACAGCUAUAUUGUAUGCGAUUUGUGUUGUGCACGUGGAGUCCCAUUUAGAUGCGAAGUUUAUUCGUUUUUACUUGUAAAUUGAAAAUUAACUGUACAUAAAGAAUGAAUUUAAUUUACUGUGAUCUUGUUACUUUAUAAUGUAUUUAUAUGUAAUAUUGUGUUUUUUACGUAUGUAAACCAUCACAUCUUCCUGCGUGAAAAAUUCCGAAUAGGUUCUAAACAUUUCGUUUAUCAAAGUUCAUGUUGCAAGUAUGAGCUUUUGUAUAUAUGAUUCAGACAUUGCUCUGUGUACAAACGAGCAAGUCGUGAUAUACAAUCUUGAAAAUGGUAUGGAUAAAACGAUCCAUUUACCUGAACUGCAAACGGAUAAAAAGAUUGAUUUACACAAUAAUGUAACUAUGGAAGCAUUCCAUACUCUAACAAAUAUGACAUUCUCAAAUGAUGGGAAAUAUUUUUUUGUUUGUACGAAUCGCAAACAAUUGUGCCUCUACGAAAGAAAAGAUCAAAAUCUUUUAUUUAAUCGGACACUAGCAAGAGCAGCUAGCAAAGUACGAUUUACACCUAGUAAUGAUAUAGUUGUUGCGGAUAAAACAGGAGAUGCUUAUCUAUUUCCAAAUAAUAAAUCUGACAAUGCAGUGCUAUUGUUGGGGCAUUUGUCGAUGUUGCUUGAUGUACUGAUUACAGAAGAUGAAAAAUAUAUUAUUACCACGGAUAGAGAUGAGAAGAUCAGAGUAUCAAUGUUUCCGAAUUCAUAUAAUAUUGUGUCCUAUUGUUUAGGGCAUAAAAAAUUUGUAACAAACAUUUUAGAAUUGCCUCAUGACAGAAGCAUUUUGGUGUCUUGUGGUGGAGAUGGUGUUUUUAUUUUAUGGGACUAUAGAAAUGGAAAGGAAUUAUUGUCUGUUGACUUUUGCGAUAAAAUACCUAAAGCUGAUAUUGAUAACUUUAAUCAAAAGCUUCGGGAUUGUCAUUUAGAUGAAACAGUAGAAAUAUUACCUGUUAAACAUUUAAGACUUUUUGCGCUUAAUGCUACAUCAUCUUUAUCUGUGAUGAGCUUUUAUGAUAACACAUUGUUAUUGGUUUACAUCAUUAAUGGCACCAAAGAAUCAAAAUUUGAAGCUACAUAUAUUCAGUCUAUAGUUCUAGAUAAUGAACCUAUAGAAUGUCAUUUUUAUAAAGGAAAUUUGUGGAUACUAAAUGAAGUAGGCUUUCAAGUAUAUGAAUUUGAACAAAAUAAUUUCGUACUCAGUGACGCAACAAACUGUAAAUUAAAUAAAUUAAAUAAUAUUUGGCAAAUGUUGAGGAAAGAUUCAAUUAAACAAAAUUUAUUUCCAAUUUUAUAUAAAAGAAAGUAUGAUAAUGUACAAGAAUAUCUGGAAAGGAAAAAAACACGUCUUUCAAAUAUUACUGAAUAAUAUUUGCCAUUCAAGAAAUCACGUCUUUUCGUAAUGGACGAAUUAAGCUGAAUUGUACAGUCUGUGACAUUAAACCUUACCCAAUGAAUUCACAUUAUCAAGCAAAUAUUUCUAUUAUAAAAUACAAAUAGUAUUACAAUAAAGUAAAUUCGUUUUAUUGAACCACACAUUCGUUAAUGAGUAAUCAAUCGUGUUUUAAAGUUAAUAUAAUCAAUAUAUUCCAAUUAUACUGGCUUAUAGUCUAAUUUCGAUUCAAGUUUCUUGUUGUCUGAGACCUUCCUUACAGCCUUCAUGAAGUCUUCUUGCACUACAUAUUCUCUUUCUAAUCUUAUUGCGAACAAUCCUGCUUCAGUACAGACAUUCCUCAAAUCAGCUCCAUUGAAUCCAUCAGACAGCUUAACUACUGCUUCAUAAUCUACAUCAAAUUGAAAGCAUUAGUAUGCUAUACAUAUAAUAAGAAGAAACUUGCAAAAUAAUUUCUUACCAAUUUCUCCAUGCUUAGAUACAGGUGCGGCAUGAAUUUUCAAAAUUUCCAAACGUGCUUGUUCAUUAGGCAGUGGUAUCUCAAUUUUUCUGUCUAAUCUACCAGGUCGUAAUAAAGCUGGGUCCAAAGUGUCUGGUCUGUUUGUUGCCAUUAUCAUUUUAACUUGACCCAAAGAAUCAAAACCAUCCAUUUGAUUUAAAAGUUCCAUUAAGGUUCUUUGAAUUUCUCGAUCAGCACUUGUACCUUCAGAAAAUCUGCGUCCACCUGUAUAGUAAAAAUGAAUAAUAUUAUAAAAUCAUUGUCUUAUUAUUUUUGUAAAUUAUAAUGUUGGUACCAAUUGCAUCAAUUUCAUCCAUGAAUAUAAUGCAAGGCUGAUGAUCCCGUGCAUAGUUAAACAUCUCUCUAAUCAACCGUGCUGAUUCACCAAUAUAUUUAUCAACAAUAGCACUUGAUACUACUUUCAAGAAAUUUGCAUCUAAUUGGCUGGCAACUGCUCUAGCCAAUAAUGUUUUUCCAGUUCCUGGAGGACCAUACAAGAGGCAUCCUUUUGGUGGUGUUAUGCCCACUCUUUGAAAUAAUUCUGGAUUCAGUAAUGGUAAUUCUAUAACUUCUCUUAAUUCUCUUAUUUGUUCACUCAAACCACCAAUUACAUUAUAUGUAACAGCACCAGGAUCUUCAUGAGACAUGUUGUAUACUAAUGGAUCCACCUAUGUACAUUAAUUAAUAUAUACAAUUUAUAUUAAUUUCAUUCUUAUAUAAAUAU